Messenger RNA from Penicillium argentinense, 6282 nucleotides. It is a transcript of the gene sidD, whose product is annotated as nonribosomal peptide synthase SidD. Gene Ontology annotation, molecular function: phosphopantetheine binding; catalytic activity. The record is from RefSeq and is a predicted model, not a curated record. The transcript is spliced from 2 exons. NCBI's taxonomy places the organism in Eukaryota, Fungi, Ascomycota, Eurotiomycetes, Eurotiales, Aspergillaceae. The coding region runs from base 1 to 6282 and encodes 2093 amino acids. Gene Ontology annotation, biological process: secondary metabolite biosynthetic process; amino acid activation for nonribosomal peptide biosynthetic process. Gene Ontology annotation, cellular component: cytoplasm.
AUGGCGCCUCCAUAUACGUUGGGAUACCAAGGGGUUAAUGAUAUCCUUGAUCGCAAGGACAGGGGUCAUGGCGGUGCUGGACCAGCAAAGGAUCAUGUGAAUAGCGACCAGCAGAGCUUCGAGCUGCCCGUUCUGGCCUCUCAGGAAGCGACGCCCAGCGGCAUGAAGGAGGAAAUUGUUCUUCUCUCGUGGUUUCUUGUUCUUCUCCGAACACGCGAAGGAGGCCAGAUAUCCUUCGAAUGGACAUAUGACCUAUCCGGAAUAGGCAGCCAUCUUUCCAUGAGCGAAGUAGUACCAGACCUUCAAGAGGAUAUCGCGAAUGUCGCCACUGCAAUUCGCCGGCAUAUCAAAUCCUCCUCAUCAACAUCGCAAUCAUCAUCGCCGCGCUCAAUUCCCUUGAUUAUGAGCACAAGUGCGUUUUCGCAUACUGCCGAAGAAGCCAAAGAUGAAGGAGCAAUCCACCUUGAGCUCCGCUUCAGCAAUAACCGCCUAGAUAUUCGACCAUUGUGGACAUCGGACAACAUGCUCCCAUACACCGUCUCAUUGUAUAUCGAGACCUUAGCCGAAACCAUCACCAAGUGCCUUUCUGGACAGAGUCAGUCAGUCCAAGAGUGUCUCUGCCCAACCUCACGCGACUUGAGAGACAUCUGGGGUUGGAAUGGCGUCUUGCCACCAGCAUACAGAUUUGGCAUGCAUGAAGUCAUCUCAGAACGCGCCCAAAAGCAUCCAAGCAAGACCGCAAUUUCGUCAUGGGAUGGCGAAUUGACAUACGGAGAAGUCGAGCACUAUUCAAACUUCAUCGCAAGCUCUCUCCGAGGCUUGGCUGUGCAGCUCCAUGAUUUCAUCCCAGUUUGUUUCGAAAAGUCCUGCUGGACGAUCGUCGCCGUUCUCGCUGUAAUGAAAGCCGGCGGGACCAUGGUGAUGAUGGACCCGACGCUCCCGCUUGCUCGUCUGCAGAAUAUGGCAACUCAAGUCGGCGCAAAGACAAUGCUGGCAUCCUUGAAGCAACAGUCUUUAUCGAAAGAGAUUCUUCCGGAUGGAAAUCUGCUUGUUAUCGAGCAAGACACAUUCAAAGAUAUUCCGGCAAUUGAGCAAAUCGCUACAAUGCCCACCGUCCCCGGGUCAGCGCUGAUGUACCUGAUUUUUACUUCGGGGAGCACUGGUACACCAAAGGGUGUCAAGAUCUCCCACGAAACAUACACAAGCAGUGCCUUUCCUCGUGCAAAGGCAGUCGGCUAUGACGAUGAGUCGAGAGUCCUCGAUUUUGCAUCCUAUGCUUUUGACGUGAGCAUUGACAGCAUGCUGUUGACACUUGGAAACGGUGGGUGCCUCUGUAUUCCUUCUGACGAGGAUCGAUUGAACGAUAUCAACGGCGCUAUUCGACGCAUGCAGGUCAACUAUGCCGGUAUUACGCCUUCGAUGGCGCGUAUCCUGGAGCCGGAUGUGAUUGCCUCACUCAGCGGCCUUGGUCUUGGAGGUGAAGCUGCAUCUCCCAGUGAUGUAAAUUUGUGGGGCCAGGAUGCUAGAAUCAUUAUCGGCUAUGGUCCCUGCGAAUGUACCAUCGGGUGCACGGUGAACAGCAGUGCCGCGACGGGACGCGACUACAUCUCCAUCGGAACUGGUAAUGGAGCGGCUAUCUGGAUAGUCGAUCCUAAUGACCACGAAAUCCUCAUGCCUGUUGGUGCAGUGGGUGAGCUCCUGGUGGAAGGCCCGAUUGUUGGACAGGGAUACCUGAAUGAUCCAGACAAGACGGCUGCAGCCUUUAUCGAAGACCCAAAAUGGCUCGUUGAAGGCCACGACAACUUUACCGGUCGCCAAGGCCGACUGUAUAAGACUGGAGACCUCGGUAAAUACGACCCUGAUGGCUCUGGAGGUAUCGUGUUUGCCGGGAGAAAGGAUACGCAAGUCAAACUUCGAGGUCAGCGUGUCGAGUUGGGUGAAAUUGAGAGCCAGCUUCGAGCUAGACUGCCUUCUGAGAUCAGCGUCAUUGUCGAGGUCAUCAAGCCCGACGAAACGGGAGGUCAGCCGACGCUCGUUGCCUUUGUUACCUCUCAGUCCCUUGCUAGCUCAGGACAAGACGGAAUUAGCUCUAUCCAGUUUUCUGAGGAACAAAAAAACUGCCUUUCAACAGCGAAUUCCGAAAUUGCAACUGCUCUACCGAGAUAUAUGGUGCCGACCGCGUACAUCCCCGUCAACUGCCUUCCGGUUUUGAUCUCAGGAAAGACAGACCGAAGACGUCUGCGACAGUUUGGUGCAACAGUGGACUUGCGGCAGCUGGACCUGGGCACCACAACAGCUGCUGCACGCGAUCUGACCGAGCUUGAAAAGCAACUGCGUCAGACAUGGGGUCAGGUACUGAAGCUGGAAGCUGAAGGUAUUCGACCUGAUGAUAACUUCGUCACGCUGGGCGGAGACUCCUUGGCUGCCAUGAAGCUCGUGUCCGUCUGUCGGGACCAGGGACUUGAACUUACUGUUGCCAACAUUUUCGGCCACCCGACCUUGGCUGCAAUGGCAGAGAUCACGCAGUUGUGUGUCAUUGAGACGCAGUCUGUGAUUCCAUCAUUUUCACUCAUCUCGCAAUCCCGCGAUACUGUCUGCGCUGAAGCGUCAAAAAUAUACGGUUUCGAUGUAGCAAAUAUCGAGGAUAUGUAUCCUUGCACACCGACACAAGAAUCGCUUUUCACCUUCUCUCUCAAGUCUGUGAAGGCAUAUGUCGCCCAACGAGUGGCAUGCAUUCCAUCUCACAUCGCCCUCGAUGCUUGGAAAGGAGCUUGGGAGAAAGUCGUUCGCCAGAUCCCUAUCCUGCGCACUCGGGUGGCCCAGCUUCAGGAGCCAGGUCUCCAGCAAGUCGUUCUGAUUGAAAACAUUGCCUGGAAACACGCCGAAGAUUUGAACAAAUAUCUUGAUACCGACCGGGAAAUAAAGAUGAAUCUCGGAGAGAGCCUUGCUCGAUAUGCCAUCAUUGACGACCAAAAGGAUGGCAAACGGUAUAUGGUCUGGACUGUCCACCACGUACUUUAUGACGGCUGGUCCGAACCCAUCAUUCUGAAGAAAAUCAGUGAUGCUCUGAUGGACCAAGAGGCCCCUAGUCCCGAAACUCAGAUGAGAGAUUUUGUCAAGUACGUGCGUGACACAAAUGAGGCGGCGAUGGGAGAUUUCUGGCGACGAGAGCUGAGUGGAGCUGUUGGCCCUCAAUUCCCUCGCCUGCCGUCGCGUGACUAUUUGCCCACGCCAGACGGAUUUGUGGAGCACCAGAUCUCGCUCGAGACCACUGCUGGCUCGGUCUUUACUAUGGCCACACUGAUCCGUGGUGCCUGGGCCCUGGUGGCAUCCCAGUACACACGAAGUGACGAUGUUAUCUUCGGCGAAACGCUUACGGGUCGUGAUAUCCCUCUCGCGGGAGUCGAAGGAAUCAUCGGACCAUUGAUUGCAACAUUGCCUGUCCGUAUCAACGUGAAUCGACACAGCACCGUGGAAUCCUACCUGCACAGCGUCCAGAAAACCAUACUGGCUCGCGUACCAUAUCAGCACAUGGGUAUGCAGAAUAUCAGAAAGGUCAGCCGUGAUGCCCAGCAUGCUUGCGAGGCCGGUACUGGAUUGGUAAUUCAGCCCGAGCCUGAUAAUCCUGGAAGCGAGCUUGGAGUCGAGCAGGGAGAUGUGGUGCGUGAAGCUCUUCAUUUCAAUCCGUACCCAUUGAUGCUGGCGUGUGGCAUUCGCAAGGGCGGAUUCAGAAUCUGCGCUAGCUUCGAUACCGGCUUGAUCGAAGUUGCACAGAUGAAACGCAUUCUUGCGCAGCUGGAAAUGGCAUGCCAGAAACUUAGCAAGGGUCUUACCCACAAGGUUGGGGAGAUUAGCUGCAUGUCGGAGGUCGAGCUCAGCCAAAUCUGGCAAUGGAACCAGACGCCACCACUCUCUCUUGGCCAGGAAUUGGGAUCCCUGCGGGCAGAUGCCAGCGUCAAGCCUGGGACAAACUACCCUCGCCCACUCGUUCCUUGGGUUUGUGAUCCUCGCAAUCCAUCGCUCCUGUCGCCCAUUGGUUGUGUUGGAGAACUAUGGUUCGAAGGUGCUCUUCUCUCCGAUGAGAAUAUCGAGUCUCCUGCGUGGCUCGAAGCUGGGUGCUCUGAUGUCGCCGGUCGAAGGGGUAAGGUGCAAUCGACAGGGGACAUGGUCCACCUUGGACACGACGGUAGUUUGGUUUUCGUCGGACGCAAGGAAGAUGUGGUGCCAGUUUAUGGCCACGCCGUCGAUAUCGCCGACGUCGAAGCAAAUGUCGCAAACCAGCUUCCUUCGGGGAUUAUUGCUGCUGCCACCGUUGUUCAAUACCAGCAUGGUUCCAGCAAGAAGGAAAUCGAGCAAGAGUUGGUGGUCUUGAUUGAGCUGCCAUCCGUCGAUGGAGAGCGAGUGAUGCUGUUGUCGCAGCCGCAAGAAGUGAGCUGCGAAGUGUCCGGACAGCAACUCAGUGCAAACAUCAGCACCAGCAUUCCAGUCAGUUUUGCUGUGGCCCUGAAGAAGUUGAACAAGUUCGCCCAAGACAACCUGCCGUCCUACAUGGUUCCUUCCGCUUAUGUAGUGGUCGACCGCAUGCCCUUUAGCAUGGAGAAUAUCGAUCGCGCUCUUCUCCACAAGCUGGCAUCCAGCGUUCCACGCAGCUUGCUGAAUGGCCUCCGCGGUGCCUACAAGGAGGCAUGGGGAAAUGGCGUAGCGCAAAGCAACCUGACGCCGUCCGAGAAUAUCUUGCGGUCGGCGUGGGCGAAGAUCCUCGGACUCGCCGAGGAAAAGAUCGAUGUCGACGACAACUUCUUCCGGCUGGGCGGUGACUCCGUCCUCGCCAUGAAACUGGUCUCAAGCCUGCGCGCUCAUGGACACGGCCUAACAGUCGCCGAUAUUUUCCAGAACAUGCGACUGACCGAUGCUGCAAGAGUGUUGAAGUUGGAUCGAGCUUCGACCACCAAGAUCAAGGCGUACGCACCAUUCUCCCUGCUGGACACCAAAGACACCGAGCUGUUCCUCUCCGAUAUCGUGCGGCCAAAACUGGCCAACCCAAGUUGGAAGAUUCGAGAUGUAUAUCCCGUUACAGACUCGCAGGCACUCGACAUCAAGGGAACAGUCGAACUACCACGAACAUCCGUCCAAUAUACAAUGCUCUACUUCGACAGCAAAAUCAACAACGACAGACUGAUGCGCGCUUGCAACGACUUAGUCAAGACGCAUGAUAUCUUGCGAACGGUCUUUAUCAAACACGAGUCGACAUUCCUGCAGGUGGUUCUCGAUAGCCUGUAUGCCCCGGUGAUGACGCAAAAGGCCGAAAAGGAGCUGGAGCAAGCCAUUACCGAUGUCUGCAGCGUCCACAUCGAGAGAGAGUUCCAACUAGGCUCAUCAUUCUUCAAGGUCCUCCAUGUCCAAGGAAAUGACGGUCGUGAAUGUCUCAUUUUUGGCCUUUCCCAUGCCCUGUACGAUGGUGUUUCCCUGCCAAGGCUUCUGCAAGACCUGGAGACCUUGUACACUAAAGGAAACAUUGUCGAUUACGAGCCCUUCUCCACAUACAUGGCUCGCAUCUCUGAUGAGAAGGCUAACGCCAAGGCUGUCUCAUAUUGGACCAACCUCCUGACUGGGUCAUCAAUGUCCAUUAUGGAAGGAAAGUCAGGAAAACCCACCGACAAGGCAGUGUUCCACACAAAGCCCGUCGACAUUUCCCUUCCAAUCGAGGAAAUCACCACUGCAAGCCUGCUGACUGCAGCCUGGGCCCUGGUCCUGGCUCGUGUCCUGAAGAAAUCAGACGUGACCUUCGGAAGCGUUACAUCUGGCCGUAUGCUGGACCUGGCAGGUGCGGAAAAUGUUAUCGGACCAUGCUACCAGCUUUCGCCAGUCAGAGUCCCAUUUCAGCCCCAGUGGACGGCCAUGGAUCUUUUGAAGUUUGUUCAGAAGCAAAGCGCGGAGUCGGCGGCGUACGAUUAUCUCGGUUUCAACCAAAUCGCCGAGAAAUGUGCUCAGUGGUCGUCGGAUGCGCAAGGCUUUGACUCUCUCGUGCAUCAUCAGGACUGGGAUGAUUUUGAUACCAUGACCUUUGCGGGUGGCACUUAUAAGGUGGAUAUCUUGAAUCCCCAUGGAGAUGCGCCUCAUCCGUUGAAGAUUGUUUCGUAUGUGCGUGAGGGGCAGAUGCAUGUUGGCGUUGUUGGGUGUGAAUUGGAUUCGCCAUUUGUUGACGAAGUUCUUGGUAAACUUGUUGAUGCUGUUCGGGAGCUGGGAGCUCGUCAAUCUGAGAAGUUGCUUGAUGCUGAGUGA